UAAGGUUAAUCGAGAUGGUGUCAAUGAAGAAACCUUACUGACCAGCGGGAAACGCUAGCAAUUCAUCACUCAGAAUUAUUAUUUUACCCAUUUCCUUUUUUUGGGGGGGGGGGAGGGUCCGUUUACAUUAUGGAAUUAACAUUUCAUCUUCAACAUGGCGUUGUUAAGGCAUGCAGCGAGCGUAGUAAUGUGCUAAAGUCCUUUAAGGUACAUCGGUCUUGGAUUGCGGGUGCUAAAGAAGUGAGGAGCCUGCAUCACUGAUGCUGAUGCUGAUGCCGAUCACCACCGAGUGUGCUCAGUACGUGCUUGAGCACUAAGAUGAGUGGAACAGGGGAUCAGGCCGACAUCCUGUCGGUUGGGAACAUGGUCCGGGAGCGCUGGAAAGUGAUAAAGAAGAUUGGUGGAGGUGGCUUUGGGGAGAUCUAUGAAGUCCUGGACCAGUUAAACCAGUGCAAUGUGGCUCUUAAAGUAGAGUCAGCCCAGCAGCCCAAACAGGUCCUGAAGAUGGAGGUGGCUGUUCUAAAGAGACUCCAGGGUAAGGACCACGUUUGCCGCUUUGUUGGUUGUGGCCGUAAUGACAGAUUCAACUAUGUGGUGAUGGAACUUCAGGGAAGGAACUUGGCAGACCUUCGGCGCACUAUGAGCCAUGGCACCUUCUCUGUGUCCACCACGCUCAGGCUUGGCCGGCAGAUUCUGGAGGCCAUUGAGAGCAUCCACUCAGUGGGCUUCCUUCACAGAGACAUCAAACCGUCCAACUUUGCCAUGGGACGACUGGCUACUACUUGCCGAACCUGCUACAUGCUGGAUUUUGGUUUGGCGCGCCAGUUCACAAACUCGUCUCAAGAAGUCCGUCCACCUCGUCCAGUGGCAGGAUUCAGGGGAACAGUCCGUUAUGCCUCAAUCAAUGCUCACAAGAAUAAGGAGAUGGGUCGGCAUGACGACCUGUGGUCCCUCUUCUACAUGCUUGUUGAGUUCAUGGUGGGUCAGCUGCCUUGGAGGAAAGUCAAGGACAAAGAGCAAGUAGGGAAUCUGAAAGAGACCUAUGACCAUCGCCUCAUGCUCAAGCACCUUCCGGCAGAGUUUAGCAUUUUUCUUGACCACAUCUCAAACCUUGACUACUACACUAAACCUGAUUAUCAGCUCCUCAUGUCAGUAUUUGACAACAGCAUGAAGAGUUACAAUGUUUUGGAGAAUGACCCCUAUGACUGGGAGAGGACGGGCUCAGAGGACUCCCUGACAGUCGCAGCCCUAGCAACCACCGCCCAGCAGCUGACACGUCUCACGCCAGCAUACCUGGGUAUGGCCAAUGCCUCUGCCAUCCCGGGUGACCUGCAGCGUGAGAACACAGAAGAUGUCCUUCAGGGCGAACGGCUCAGUGAGGCGGACAACUGCCCCCCCAUGCCGCCACAGCACGCUCAGGGGGCAGAUGUGUGGGAGGAGCUGGAGCACAAUCGAGACCGCAACCGCAAUCCCGUCCUGCCACUGAUAAGAAAGGUGGCCAGUGAGGAAGAGAGGAGUAAAGAGGGCAACCAGAGCCCCAACAGCGGAUCCGUCCAGGGCUCACCCAGGCGCGUGUGCUCUGAGACGCUACUCAUCGACCGCAUGGCUCCACUUUUGAGGAGGAUGCGCCACAGCCAGAGUAUGGGCCUGGACAAGAGACUGACCCCCGAACCCAAACCUACUAUUGAACGCUUCCUGGAGGCCUACUUAGGAAAGCAGCGGCCAGGACUGCCCCAGGAGAGGACCGGCUGUCGGGUCGAACAGGGCUCCUUGGAGGAUGAGGAGGGGGCAGCCAGCAGCGGCUAUGUAGCGGUCAACCUCAGUCCGGUGCCUCAAGAGGGUGACUCCCAGGAGUGGGUCCUGGUCGAGCUAGAAGGGGGCAGCGGAUCUGCUGGCUCCAAGCCUGAUGAGGAGGAGCGUUCCGGGGUGUCUCCCCGGUCCUCAAGCCCCCUGGCACUCCCUCGCACCUGGUCUGACCCCCUGCCCCAGCGGGCCAGCACCCUGAGCGGAUCCGGGGACAUCCACUCUGCCCUCUGCCACACGGGCCCUCCUUUCCCCCGGCUGUCCGGCCUGCAUGUUCUAACGGGAUUGUCUGGAGUAACUGGGCUGAGGAGGCUGCCCCCUAUCCAGCCAUCAUCAGUGGCUCACCUUAGCCGAGCCCAUCUCGAGCAGUUAUCCUGCACUCUGCCACAGUCCAUCAAAAUACAGCAAAAGGGUGAAAGAGAUCCUGCACAGAACACUUCAUUAGCUGCUGCAGAAGAAGAACCCAAACGUAUAGCAACAAGUUCAUCUCCCAAAACUUUCCCUCAGUCCCCUGAUGCUGCAAAUGACCCACUCACUUUCAUCAAGGCGAUAGAGAAAGACAUAGAGAGCGAUUCGGGCUGUCCCGAUGGUGGUAUUUCCACGACUCCCAACCAUGGCGAGACGACCGGAGACACGGUUGAAGCGGGCCCCUCAUCUCCAGUUCCUGCUUCGCCCCGGGAUUCAUCUCCGCGAGCCAGCCGCAUUCCGGUCCGCGACCCAGACUCCCCCACCAGGAGGAGCUUUGCCGCCCCUCUCUCCCCAUCUCUCUCUCUGUCCUGUGAGCACUUCCCCUCGGCACUGCUCCGCGAGAAGUUCUCCUUCCCAUCCGAGCGAGGCUCCCGUGGCUCUGACUGCCAGGCUGACGACCUCCUCUCGCUCUCGUCCUCCUCUGGUGCGCUGUCCAGUAGGAGUAAGAUCCCAAGGCCUGUGAGCCCUACACUGGGCCCGGAGCAGAUCUCUGCUUGCUUUAUGCCACGACCACCACCAGGAAAACCGCCCCUCCGCCCAGGCGGGGAAAACAGGCGCAGACGUUACCGUAUCCGGGCCAGUAGCACCAGUGAUGCGGAUCUUCUAGACAACCUCACGCAGCUUAUGCAGGAGCGAGGAGGCGUGGCUCCUACCCGCUACCGGCGUACCACUUCUUGCAUACAACGCUCGCUAAGCUCCUCCCCUUCUCGCUUCGAGGGAUGUCACAACCAAACGCCAGCCAGCGUUUCAAGUUUUCCACCUCCUCGGAUGAGUGAGAUACGAAUAAAUCGUGUGGCAGGAUACUGUGCCAAAAGCAAAUCAGGAACCACUGAGAGCAAACCAAGUACCAAGGUGAACAAGUAAAACAGAUAAUGGUGAACAUAUGACUGCUGUGAUGGACCUCACUUGAUUUUACUGGAUUAAAAAAGAUCUUACGGUUACAGGUAGCUGUUAACUUGGCACUAGCGAGGAAUAAACAAUGGAAUCAUUACCUGAUUUAUUCUGAAUUGAGAACCAGUAUGUGAACUGGGAGGAAUAAAGUAAAACAAAACAAAAUUAGUUUGGCUAAAGCCAGCAAUGAUGGUUAAAAUUACUUGAAAGCAUAGUGUGUAAGCCAUUUUAUCAUACCUCUGGCAUUAAAAUGCUUCUUUCAAUUUCCCAUGCCAUUCCAUCUCUUGCUUUUAGCUCUUGUUUUCAUGCCAUGUGAAGCUUUUUUUUUUUUUUUUUUUUGUCUUAAAUAAUUCAGAGCAGUUCUUCAUGUAUUUGGUGCCAACGUUUCCACUCUCUUCUCCUUCUAGGUAUUCUUUCAUUGUUUACAUAUUAUUACAGCUCAAACCAAUGUCAAGUGUGUAUUUGAAGCUCAGUGUGUUUGAUUGUUUAUGACCUAAAAUAUUGGAAGAAAAACUGUAUUUUUCACAAAAUGAUGCAUGCUUCCAGAUAGAGUGCUACAACUACAGAUUUGACAUUGGUUUGUUAGUGGGAACAUUUCAGUUCCUGUGUUAUCUUUCUGCAUUUAUUGUUUUGGUAUUGUUUGUUUACUUUUUCCCUAACCCUCAUUUGUCAGAGUAAAAGCUAGACGUUGAUUUAGCUCUCAUUUCAAAUGCUGGCUUUCCAUGCUGUAUAAAAUCAAUUUAUGCAGACAUGCAGUGUAUUGUACAAGCAAGCAUGUGUAUAUAUGUAUUUCAGGGAAUGUAUGUACUGUAAACUACAUCAUCUAUAGAAUGUAUUUAUUUAUUUAUUUAUUUAUGUAUUUGACAUGUGAGCAGAACAUGAUAACUACUUGCUCCGGACUGACCUUGCUCUUAUGUAAUUAAGGGUCAGCCACUUUGUAUUUGCCAAGUGUAUCUCUUCAAUACUUACUAUAUAGCACUAGUAUAAUUAGCUGCGCCAUAAUUAAGGACCUUAAUGAACUGCAGAGCAGCACUGUGGAUACAUCAAAUCAGCUGCAGAAAGAUCUCUGCACUCAAAAGAAGAAUCUGAACAAAUAACAUAUUACACUAUAUAGUAAGAUUACUUGAAAACAAAUCUACAUGUGUAUUCAUUCAUUCAAAACCAUUUACAUGAGUAUGAUUCAGUAGUGUCUUGCAUUUUUGUAAUGAAAUCUGAAGGAUAAGUGACCUCUGCAGAGAUGCAUGUCAAAUGACUGUAAAAAAAUUAUGAAUUCAGACUGACAGUGGUGUCACAAUUAUACCGCUAUAGCUGAGAACUCUAUAGAGAACUCUGUGUGUACUGUGCAGUUAGCCUAGUGGUUUAGUUUUGGAUAGUCUCUCUUGACCUCUGAAAGUGAUUAUUUACUUUAUAUUAAUAUUAUUAGUAGAGUGAAAAAAGAGUAACAUGGCUUACUCCUUAAAAAUGUACAGAAUCUAAACUGUAUAUAGGUAUAAAUACAUUAAAGGAAGAAACACUUCAUGCUUCAUGUAUUUUGCUAAUGAACAUGGAUUGGUUACAAAAAACUCACUAUGUUGGAAUGUAUAUGUAUUCAUAUAAACAUAAUAAAUAAAGUGCAACAUAUUGCUGUAAA
Molecule: messenger RNA, 4792 nt
Organism: Electrophorus electricus (electric eel)
Lineage: Eukaryota; Metazoa; Chordata; Actinopteri; Gymnotiformes; Gymnotidae
Gene: ttbk2b
Product: tau tubulin kinase 2b
Biological process (GO): protein phosphorylation
Molecular function (GO): ATP binding; protein kinase activity
Source: RefSeq, a predicted model, not a curated record